Molecule: messenger RNA, 2569 nt
Organism: Astyanax mexicanus (Mexican tetra)
Lineage: Eukaryota; Metazoa; Chordata; Actinopteri; Characiformes; Acestrorhamphidae
Gene: esco2
Product: establishment of sister chromatid cohesion N-acetyltransferase 2
Exons: 11
Coding region: 150-2066 (638 amino acids)
Biological process (GO): mitotic sister chromatid cohesion
Cellular component (GO): chromatin; nucleus
Molecular function (GO): protein-lysine-acetyltransferase activity
Source: RefSeq, a predicted model, not a curated record
UUCAAAACCCGACCCCGCCGACACUCACUCACACACCCGCCGCCGCCGCACAGAGACACAGAGACACAGAGAGAGGACACAGCGCGCAGCUCAGCUCUCAGCUCUGAGAGGAACAGUGUGAUAUCAGCCCUGAGGAGAACACAGGUGACAUGAAAAUGUCAAACUGCACAACAAGGAAAAGAAAACACCCUUCUCCAGAUUCUGGAAGUAACCCAGCAAAGAAGAAAAUCUUGAGACAGGACGAUUACCCAAGGAGAAUGUCCCAACGGCAUAAGGAGAAUUGCCCGUCUCCACUAAAAUCUCCAAAAAGGAGGGGUGCUCUCUCACAAUCCCCACGCACACCUAAAAAGAUGCAGAGGGCUUAUGCAUUGGAAUCCCCACCUAAAAAAGCCUCACCACUGAAAGCAACAGUGGUAGCAGGAACCUUUUACAGCAAACAGAAGCCACUGUAUCUGACGCCUCUUGAAAGAAAGCAAUUGAAUGAGGCAAAAUCGCCUCCACUGAAAACCAACAAAGAUCUGUCCAAUCUUUCUGUUCCUGAAGCAAAGCCAAUCAAGACUAACAAGCGUGGAAAGAAGGCUACUGUAAAUGUUCAGAAGUCAAAUUUGAAAGGCUAUUUUCCAACCAAGCUGAACUGCAGCGCUUCCUCCAACCCAGAUUCAGCCUUGAAGGUGGUGGAGAUGAAGAAACCAGCCUCCCUUUCGUUCAGCAGUUUAAAAUCCAAAAACAAGCCCAGGAUUGUUGUGGGUGCUGCUUUCUUUGGUACUGGUAAAAAGCCCACUUCUAUGUAUAAGGCACAUGUACAGAAGCCAAGGCCCAAACAGCCUGCAAGCUUACAGAAACCUACCUCGGAGAAACCUACGAUGGAGAAAGAAGUGCCUGCAGCACCACAGGACCGAUCUCCAGUGCGCAAGGCUGUUUUCAUCAGUAAGCCAAAGCCAAAUAGCCAGGUGUCAUCAAACAGUGCUGCUCAUGUUGCUGCCAAGUGUACCGAACCUGCAAAAUUGAGUCCUCAGCCACAGAGCCCUUCAGGCAUUACCAAGGAAUUAAGAGUCGUUCUGAGGAAAUCUGUGUCUCCUAUUAAAUCCAGCACUUCGAAUGAAAACAUACAGAAUUCACCCACAAAGUCUGGUUCUGACAGUUUGUUAGACCUCAGUGAAAUUACCCCUUCAAGCCAUGACAGCUGUUCAGAUAAUGAAUCUUCAGCUGUAUACCCAAUUUUUGGUUCCAGAAGGUCUCAGAAGAAAGGUUUUCAGUCUAACCCCCUGAACUGCAGCACUCCGUCUGCCCUCAAUGGCACAUCAUCUCUUGUGGCCAAAGAGAGGAGUGCCAGGCGAAAGAAGGACUUGAAAAAACAAAAUGAUGAUGAUCAGUUGAUCAUUGAUGCUGGCCAGAAGCAGUUUGGGGCCACCACAUGCGAAGCCUGUGGAAUGCUGUACAGUGUGGACAGUCCAGAGGACAAUUUCCAGCACACACAGUUCCACCAGCGCUUUUUGGACACCAUCAAGUUUGUGGGCUGGAAGAAGGAGAGAGGUAUGGCAGAAUUCUGGGAUGGAAAAAUCAUUUUGGUCCUUCCUGAUGAUCCUAAAUAUGCAACUAAGAAGGCAGAGGAUGUGAGGCGCAUUGCUGAUACAGAGCUGGGCUUUCAGCAGGUUAGCCUUAGCAGUCCAAAGGCUGCCAAAACCUAUUUAUUCAUCAACAGUGACAGAAUGGUGGUUGGCUGUGUGGUUGCUGAGCCUGUGAGACAGGCCUUCAGGGUCCUAGAGCAACCAGAGAAGCCAAAAGAUAUGACCAAAGAAGACUUCAUGGAGCGACACAGAGCCUGGUGCUGCUCCACUGUCCCAGAGAAAGCUAUUUGUGGAAUUAGCCGUAUCUGGGUCUUCAGCAUGAUGAGGAGAAAGGGCAUUGCAACACGCAUGUUAGACACAGUCAGGAAUUCGUUCAUGUAUGGAAGUCACCUGACCAAGGAUGAAAUUGCUUUCUCUGAUCCCACCCCGGAUGGCAAGCUCUUUGCAACAAAGUAUUGUGGCACACCAACUUUCUUGGUGUACAACUUCUUAGGCUGACUGGCAUAGUCUGUUUUACAACUGAUGUAUUCUAUCAGCAUGUUCUAUAUAUAUUUGACUUAAGUGUUUUGCUGCUGGUCCAUUUUUCCUUUACUGCUUUUUUAAACUAUUAAAUUCAUACAAGCUGUUUUCCCCUUAUCCAUUAACUAUGUUCAUGCUUGCAACAAAUUACUGUGGUUUUGUUUGCAAAACAUAGUCUGUGUUAUGUCAGUUUUUUUGACAGUGAAGUUGCUAAAUUUUAAUUGCGUACAGAAUAGGUUUUAUGGUUCCAAAAUGAUUUAUACCUAAAUGUGUUGUAAUUAUUCAAAUAACAUUGCUGAAGUGAGUGAUUUAUAAGCUAAUGUUAAUUACACAAUUUUCUAAUUCUGACAUGUUCAUGUAGUUUGAUGUUAAUGGUAAAGAUAAAAAAUGAAAGCACCUGUUUCAGAAGUAACUGUCAGCCUGAACGAUGAAAGCUUUUCCCUUGUAAAUAUUUUAAAUAAAAGUUGCUGCUAAGCAUGUUA